CGCCACCGCCACCGCCGCCGCCGCCGCGCUCGGGCUCGAGCUCCGCGCACUCCCUGCGCGGCCGCCGAGCCGAGCGGACGCCCUCGGGGCCGCGCCGCAGCCCUCUGCGCUCCCACCUAUCAUGCCCCGGGCCCGGGCCCGGGCCGCGCAAGCACCCAGGACACCAUGCCCGAGGGCGGCGGAGGCGACAGCGGGGAGGUGCCCGCGUUCAUCCCGGAUGGCGAGCCGCUGCGGGAGGAGCAGCGGCCCUUGAAACAGUCCCUGGGAAGCUCCCUGUGCCGAGAGUCGCACUGGAAGUGCCUGCUCCUCACGCUGCUCAUCCAUGCCUGCGGCGCCGUGGUGGCCUGGUGUCGCCUGGCCACCGUGCCCAGGCUGGUCCUGGGGCCUGAGGCAGCUCUGGCCCGAGGGGCCGGGGCCCCCCCGCCCACCUACCCGGCCAGCCCCUGCUCCGACGGCUACCUGUACAUCCCGCUGGCCUUCGUCUCCCUCCUCUACCUCCUCUACCUGGCCGAGUGCUGGCACUGCCACGUGCGCUCCUGCCAGGCCCCGCGCACCGACGCGGGCACGGUGCUGGCGCUGAUCCGCCGGCUGCAGCAGGCGCCGCCGUGCGUCUGGUGGAAGGCCACCAGCUACCACUACGUGCGCCGCACGCGCCAGAUCACCCGCUACCGGAACGGCGACGCCUACACCACCACGCAGGUCUACCACGAGCGGGCGGACAGCCGCACGGCGCGCGGCGAGUUCGACUACUCCGCCCACGGCGUCCGCGACGUCUCCAAGGAGCUGGUGGGCCUGGCCGAUCACGCGGCCACGCGGCUGCGCUUCACCAAGUGCUUCAGCUUCGGCAGCGCCGAGGCCGAGGCCUCGUACCUCACCCAGAGGGCCCGCUUCUUCAGCGCCAACGAGGGCCUGGACGACUACCUGGAGGCCCGCGAGGGCAUGCACCUGAAGGACGUGGACUUCCGCGAGUCCCUCAUGGUCUUCGCGGACCCCCGCAGCCCGCCCUGGUACGCCCGCGCCUGGGUCUUCUGGCUGGUGUCGGCGGCCACGCUGUCCUGGCCGCUGCGCGUCGUGGCGGCCUACGGCACGGCCCAUGUGCACUACCAGGUGGAGAAGCUGUUCGGGGCCAGCUCGCCGCCCCCCGGCGCGGUGCCCAGCGGGCCCCCGCUCUCCCGCGUGGCCACGGUGGACUUCACCGAGCUGGAGUGGCACAUCUGCUCCAACCGGCAGCUGGUGCCCAGCUACUCGGAGGCCGUGGUCAUGGGCGCCGGCUCAGGCGCCUACCUCCGGGGCUGCCAGCGCUGCCGCCGCUCCCUCAGCAGCAACUCGCUGCCCCCGGCCCGGCCCAGCGGGCCCCGCCUGCCUUUCAGCCGCAGCCGCCUGUCCCUGGGAGCUGGGGGUCGGGCCACGCCAGGGGUCUUCCGAAGCCUGAGCGGGGGGCCACUGGGGCGCCGUGGAGAGGACACAGAGCCCCUGGAAAGCCCCCCGUGCUACGAGGACGCCCUUUACUUCCCGGUGCUCAUCGUCCACGGUGACAGCGGCUGCCAGGGGGAUGGGCAGGGGGCACUCUGAGACCCACGUGGCCUCCCGGAGCGGCCUCCUCCCCACCACCCUGCCACGGCCUUCAAUGCCUGAGCAGCUGUUGUCUGAGACGGAGGGGAAAACAGACCAGCACAUGAGGCGGGGGGUGGGGUGGGUAAAGUCCUUAAACAGACUGAAGCGCAGUGACCUAGGGUCAUUUUGGGGGUGAAUGGACAGCACUGAAGUUGAGUCCGUGGACUGUCCCAACACCCCCCCUGCCACCGCCAUGACGUUCCACCCCCUGCAGUGGUUGGUGAUCCAGCUUAGGCCCCUCUCAGGUUGGGCAGUGGGUGGCGGGGAUGCUUCCAGAAAGCCUGACGGGGGAAGAGUCCUGGGGACAGCUGUUGCAUGCAGCCGAGGGCUGCCUCUAGGCUCUUCCCUGCACAGCUGAGGCCACACUGGGAGCCCUCGAGCAACCCAGAAGCACAAAUUGGUGGUUUGGGGCCAUGCCUGGCCGGGCCAGCCUCCAUGAAGCUGAGGAGCUGGCCGUGGCUACUGGCCCCAAGUCCCCGUCCUCCUCCCCUGACACGCCCCUCCCUGCCUGCCCCCUGGUCUUUGCUCAGGGCCAGUCCCCAGUCAGACCCUGCGGCACAGCCCCUGUACUGGAAGCCAGGUUCUUGGAGCAGAGCCUUGUCCCCCGUGGCCCCCUGUUUUUCCCCAGUGUGCCCUCCCCCAACAUCCAGCUCCCCUGUGACCUGGGGUUCCUUCUCAGGGCCCCACCUUGAUCCCACAACUCCUGGUCUCUGCUCUUGUGCCCCCCAAGGUCACCUCUGCCUCUCAGCCACCCACACGCUCCCCCAGGCUUUGCCCUCUCACUGCGCCCCCGCACUUCUCUGCUCUUCACCUUCCUCAUGACCCACGGGGCCCGGGCCCAGGGCAUCUGAGGGACUUCGGCCUUGGCCACAGCCUCUUGGACGAUGCACCUGCUCUGCCCCGGGGGCCCCUGCUUCUCCCACCGGUGGGGCCCAGCCCAGUGGACACCAGCCCUCCUCCAGGGAGGACAGAGGAGUCCCCUUCCAACUGGGCUUUCCACCACCUCUCAGGGCCCAGUGGGGGAGGGAGGAGGCGGAGAAGAUGCAGAUAAAAUAAAAAGGUAUGAAAUGGAAGGUCUUCUCAUGUGCAUUCCUAAGGGGUGUGUCCAAGGACACUACAUGUGCAAUGGGCCACCCAGGGUCAGUGAUUCAAUGCUUGGUUCUGGAAGGGGAUGCCGGGUUGGGCUCCAGUGCUCCCAGAAACAGGGUAAGCUGAGAGGGAACCCCCAACCCUGCGCAGCUGAGGGCCCAAGACCCAGGUUUGAGUUGCUCUGAGCAGCUGACUCCCACGGGCCAACUGGUAUCUGGAUCACUUUUAACGCAUCGUCUAAGUGGUCCAUCUUCCAGCCCGGAGGGGGUUUUCAUUCCACGGCUGGGCAGGCUGAGGACCAAAAGAUCAGAGUGGAAGGAAAGAGAUAUGGUCUGUGGUGCCAGUUCAGUGCCCCCGAUGGCUACUGGUGUUCGGGGGAGGGGGUGCUGAGCCGGGGGGAGGACACAGGGUGGGAAGCAGCCAGCCGCACGCCAGCACACGGGAUCUGAAGACCGGGAACAAGGGCGAAGGAAGGGCCUCGCUUACUCUUGGCAAUGGCAUCUUCCCAUGUACGGCUGUGCAAGAUGUUCACUGUGCCAGGGCACCCGGCUGAAGGGCACGUGUGGGUGGAAGCCAACCUGUGGGUGGCUCCUCCAGCCCCGGCUUGGAGCUGCCCCCUCCUGCACCAAGGCACCCUUCUCUAAUCUGUGCAAAAGCACCAGAAGGACUAGUGGCUCUAGAAGGGUCCUGGGAAGGGGUGGGAUUCACCCGGGCAGAGACAGGGCAGAGGGGUUUCUGGGCCAUGAGAGCUGCCCACACAAAGGCCUGGAUGCAAGGCAUGAAGCAAGGCGUGAAGAGGAGGGAGAAGCCAACAGCCGUGAAACACUUGGUAAGAUCUUCAAUACCAGACCUCAGAAAUUGUCUGUAAGCUGGGGCAAUCUGGAUCCACAAACGUGGUUGUGCAGGUUAGUGACAAGGUCAGGACCCCCUCUUAGAAUUUUAGGCAAAGUCCAGCUGCCUGUUGGCCAUGUGGGGAGGGAGGUGUUAGACCAAAGCUUUCCCUGGACAUCGCUGCCUCGCGUCUUUGGAAGUGAAGUUGGCUCUUUGUUCAGAAGCAACUUGAAAAAACUAUGGUACCCAAGCAUUUAAGGAGGCUGCAGGGACAGUGUGUGUGUGUGUGUGUUGGGGGCUGGGGGGACGUGGUUCACUGGAUCCAACUUCUGCCCAUGGAGAAGGUCUCCUUUUCCCAUAUUCCUGCUCUAACAGCACAGUCACGAACUACCUGCUAGCUAUGAUCCACUAUGCUCUCCUUCUUAACAGCAGAACCCCAGUUUUACUUCAGAUGGCAAUGAGCCCAGCUAAUAGGCAACAUUUCUAGCCUCCCCUGCAUAUAUAAUGUGACAGUGUGACUCAAUUUUAGGAUAUCAGAUACAAGCAGAAGGUGUUGGAAAGGAUUUUUAAGACAGCUCCAUGAAAUAGAAAUAGUAUCCGUGAAGGCUAGUUCUGUCCUCUUGUUUCAUCAUGUAUUCAGCCUGGAAUGCAGAUGUGAUGGUUGGAACUCCAGCAGCAAUGUUGGAUCAGGAUGUGAUCUUGAGAAUUGUACUCCUGUGCUGAGGCUAGCAGAACAACAAGAUAAAAGACCCUGGGCUUCUGAUGACAUCAUAGGAGGUUCCAUAUCAUCCUUGGGUUGCCUACUUCCAGAUUCUCAAUAAAAAGGAGAAAUAAACUUCCAGUUUGUUUUAAGCUACUGUUUCCGCCCCGCCCCUUGUUUCUAUUACUGGCAUCCUAUGUUAAUUAUCUACUACCACAUAACAAAUUACCCCAAAACUUAGUGGCUUAAAACAUUAAUAAUCAUUAUUAUCCCUCCUGGUUUCUGUGGGUCAAGAAUUCAGACAGGGCAAACAGGGAUGGUUUAAACUCUGCUUUGGGACAUCUAGGGCCUCUGCUGGAAGGUUCUAAAGCCGGGGGCAGAAUCAUCUGAAGUCUCAUUAAUUCAUAUGUUGGGCAGUUGGUGCUGACUGAUGGCUGAGGGCCUAACUAGGUCUGUUGACUGGGACACCCAAAGAGACCUCUCCCCAUGUAGCUUGGGCUCCCUCGUAACAUGGUGGCUGGUUUCAAGGACAAGUGUAUCAUGAGGGUAAAAGCUGUUAUUGUCCAUUAUGAUCUAGUCUUAGAAGCCACGCAUGCCACUUCUACCCCUUUCUGUUGGUCAAGUUUAUUAAGAAAAUCUACCCAGUUUCUAGGGGAGGAAAUAGAAGACCCACAUCACAGCGGGAGCUUGUCAACAUCACAUUGUACAAUUGGGAUGCCAGAUAGGAGAU
This is a messenger RNA of Mustela erminea (ermine), 4964 nucleotides long. It is a transcript of the gene TMEM151A, whose product is annotated as transmembrane protein 151A. The record is from RefSeq and is a predicted model, not a curated record. Lineage: Eukaryota; Metazoa; Chordata; Mammalia; Carnivora; Mustelidae. The transcript is spliced from 2 exons. Bases 166 to 1572 code for a protein of 468 amino acids.